AUGACUUGUGCUGUGGUAUGUGAUGUUGUUUGGUCCAGCAUCGAUGGCACCGUCAUCAAGGAGCCGUCACAACUCAAGACAGGCGAGUACUACGUUGCUGCGGGAAAACAGGCCUUCAAGGCUGUGCCGUACAAGCUCCCUGCCGGCCAUGCACGCCCUGGUGCCAAGGCCACCCCAACCAAGUCGCGGACCAAAGGCGUUUCCGCGGGCAGCAAAGUGAUUCUGGUUGCGCGUAACGGUGAGUCGCAUGCGCCGACGCGCGUGCCGAUUCCGCAGCGCGGCCGCCCCUCGAUUGACGACGUUGUAGAGCUCGUGAACCAGCGCCUGGUCCUUCCGUCCGGCAAGCGCGUCAGCAAGCUGUACACUGCAGAGGGCAAGCCUGUUUCGAGCCCAAGCCAGCUGGAGGACCAGUGCCUGUAUGUCGCGUGCGGCGUGCGAGAGAAGUUCACCCCGCUCUCCUACGACCUGUGGAAGUCUGUGUCUGGCCACAAGGCCGGCGUGAGCCCCGUGAAGCCUGUGAAGACAAAGGGGGUGGGCAAGAUCACCACGUCCAAGUUCAACCAGCUUGAGACGCACUUCAAGAACCUGGUGAAGGACAAGCGGCAGAUGGACAGUCUGUGGCGCGCCCUCGACUUCAACAACAACGGCAUCGUCUCCCUCGCCGAGAUUGACAAGCUCGUGGUCGAGCGGUACCCGCUCCUUGACCACAAGCCCGCUCUGAUGCGCGCGUACAAGCAGACGACGCUGAAGGACGGCGACGGCGACGCGUGGGUGGAGCGCCGGGAGUUUCCCGCCCUCAUCCGAAACAUCUUCUACUUCAACAAGCUCUUCCACGUGUUUGACGUGAUUGACAGGGACGACGACAGGCGCGUGGACCUGGGCGAGUUUUUGAAAAGCGCGGAGCACCUUGGCCUGUCGCUCUCCCGGCAGCAGCUGGAGCAGGAGUUUGCCCUCAUGGACAAGAACGGCGGCGGCCUGGUCCUCUUCGACGAGAUGUGCUCUUGGGUGGCACGCAACUCGUGCCCCGUGGACGGCGAAGUGGUGACUUCCGCCACCUCGGCCUCGAAGACAAUGGAGACACACGCAUCGUCCUCGUCGUCGAAGCAGCCGAAGAAGCUGGACAGGAAGGCGGACAUUGACACGCGCGAGUUUGAUGCGCUGGAGGCGGAGAUGAAGGCGCUGAUGGCUGAUCCGCAGCAGCUCAAGGCCGCAUGGCGCUCCUGCGACUACAACGGCAACGGCAUCUGCUCCCUUGCCGAGAUCGACAAAUGGGUGGUGGAACAGUACCCGCUGCUCAACUCAAAGCCCGCUCUGAUGCGCGCGUACAAGCAGACGACGCUGAAGGACGGCGACGGCGACGCGUGGGUGGAGCGCCGGGAGUUUCCCGCCCUCAUCCGAAACAUCUUCUACUUCAACAAGCUCUUCCACGUGUUUGAGGACAUUGACAGGGACGACGACAGGCGCCUCGACUUUGACGAGUUCAAGCGCGGCCUGGGCGAGAUUGGCCUGAGCAUCCCCACCUCCGAGGCGCGUGCAGAAUUUGACCUCAUGGACAUGAACGAUGGGGGCAUUGUCCUGUUUGACGAGUUCUGCGCAUAUGUGGCGCGAAAGGCCAUCCCCGUGGACGGCGAGGUGCUGACAGAGUACACGCGCGCAAGCAAGAACGUGGGCACAAGCAGCGGCACCAGCGCAGGCAGAAAGGACGAGAAGAUGCAGAAGCAGAUCAACACGGACGCCAUGCUGGCCAAGUUUGAUGCUGUGGAGGAGCGGUUCAAGAAACUGCUGUCCACACCCGCCGCUGUCAAGAAGGUCUGGCGUCGCAUCGACUACAACGGCAACGGCAUCGUCUCCCUCGCCGAGAUUGACAAAUGGGCGGUUGAGAACUACCCUGUGCUGAACCACAAGCCCGCCAUGAUGCGCGCGUACAAGCACACCACCCUCAAGGACGGCGAUGGCGAUGCGUGGGUGGAGCCGGGCGAGUUCCCCGCCCUGCUGCGCAACCUGCUGUACUUUGUGAAGACGUUUACGGUGUUUACGGCGAUUGACCAGGGCCAGGACCGCCGCAUCGACGUGCGGGAGUUUGCGCAGGGCCAGAAGGCGCUCGGCAUGCACCUGAGCCCGGACGAGGUGAAGCGCGAGUUUGCGGCAAUUGACACCAACGGUGGCGGGCAGGUCCUCUUUGACGAGUUUUGCCAGUGGGUGGCAACCAAGAGCCUGCCCAUCGACAAGUCCCUCGCCACAUUCACCCAGUGA
Messenger RNA from Salpingoeca rosetta, 2253 nucleotides. RefSeq lists its product as uncharacterized. Lineage: Eukaryota; Choanoflagellata; Craspedida; Salpingoecidae. Gene Ontology annotation, molecular function: calcium ion binding. Gene Ontology annotation, biological process: intracellular signal transduction. The record is from RefSeq and is a predicted model, not a curated record. Bases 1 to 2253 code for a protein of 750 amino acids. Gene Ontology annotation, cellular component: microtubule; microtubule organizing center. The transcript has 9 exons.